GGAAAGCGUGGGUCGGCAUUUUGUAAACACAGCGCAACGACAUCAAGAUUGAAGCAAAGAAGGCGGGACUAAUUCACACUUGACUUCACAGCUCAGGAUGGCUCAGAAGACCAUUUCCGAGUUAGAAGAAGUACCAAGCAGUAGGCCAACACCUAUUUCUGUGAGCCUAAUGGCCAAAGUCAUAAAAAUUGGCCAUGUAGCAAAGUUCAAAACCAGUAAUGGGGAAGAAGCUGAGAUGAUAAACUUCAGUUUAGCAGACAAGUCUGGUGCAAUCCUUGCCACCUGCACAGACACAAGUAAAGAUAGAAUGAUCAAAGAGGGAAAAACUCUUCACAUCAGAGAAUUUAUCCUCAAGAACGGCAGAGUGGCAAUGUCCCAUAAAACCAAAAUCUUGGCAAAACCUAACAUGGACAUUCCAGUUGACAUAUUACAAAAAGCAGAACACCUCAUUCUCCCUCCAUCACCUAUCAAAAAAGUAGAAGAGAUUUUAGCAUCUCCACUCAGAUCAAUCACAACCGUACAGGGACAGCUGUCAAAGAUUGAAUCUACUAAAACUGUGAAAGUGAAUGGAACUGACACAGUUAUCAGAACAAUUAGUAUAGAAGAAAAUGGGAAAAAAAUCGAUGUCACACUUUGGCGGGAAAUGGCGGAGGAAGACUUGAAAAUUGGGCAAUAUUUGUCCAUUUCACACUGCAUGCUUAAUGAAUGGCAACUACACAAAAGUCUGAACACAACACGUAAUUCAAAGAUUCAGAUAAUUCAACCACAAACAACAACAGUGAGUGGAAACAUCGACUCCAUAACACUCAAUGACAUUGCAGUUGAAAUUGCCCUGAAAGAAGAUUUCAAAGAAGAAUAUAAGGACUUCUCUGUUGACUUGGCUAUCAUCAGAAGUGUAUUCCCAGAUACUCUUCAAGUAAGAGUUGAAGACCUGGAGAAAUACUUCCUUCAGAAACUACCAAUUCUAGUUGAACUAAUUGUUCAAGGAUCGAAUGUACAAAACAUGCACCUGAUUGAACAACCAGCUGGAAGUAUGGACCAUGAUGCUGAACAGUAA
This is a messenger RNA of Magallana angulata, 1057 nucleotides long. RefSeq lists its product as uncharacterized. The record is from RefSeq and is a predicted model, not a curated record. NCBI's taxonomy places the organism in Eukaryota, Metazoa, Mollusca, Bivalvia, Ostreida, Ostreidae. The transcript has 4 exons. Bases 98 to 1057 code for a protein of 319 amino acids.